AUGCCGGCCUCUGAAGAUCUCAUCAACUUCGACGUGAUCGAAACGCAAAAGGAGAACAUCCAGUCUCUCCCAGGAGGAAGGUCCGCCAAAGCUCUAGCACAAAUAUUUUCCUCCGGAAGCAAUGGCGACAGAUACGUAUCGCCAUCGCCUAACGAGACGCGAACAUUAAACGAUGCUGUUAGGCAGGAGUACGAAGCCGAAAUAGAAGCCAGCGCUGACUCAGACGACCCCCUCGAUGUAUACGAUCGAUACGUGAAGUGGACGCUCAACGCUUAUCCUUCAGCACAAGCAACGGCGGAAUCAGGUCUUUUGCCUUUGCUAGAACGAGCUACCAAGGCAUUUCUCAACUCCACACAUUAUAGGAACGACCCUCGCUAUCUGCGACUGUGGCUGCAAUAUAUUAGACUGUUCUCAGAUGCUCCACGCGAAACAUUUGCCUUCCUUUCACGUCACAAUAUCGGACAGGGUCUAGCAUUAUUUUACGAAGAAUUCGCCGCUUGGCUUGAAGGAGCAGGCAGGUGGGCGCAAGCUGAGGAGGUCUACAAGCUUGGCCUUCAGCGCGAAGCACGCCCCCAGGAGCGUCUACUUCGCAAAUUUGAUGAGUUCCAGACUCGGUUUGGUCAACUACCGCAAGGCAGCGACGGACCGUCAUCUCCCGCUUUACCAUCUGUGCGUCCUGCUUUGGCAGCCAAGAUCGACCCAUUCUCUACAGCACAGACUCCGCCAGUAGAUCCCCAGGCGCCGCAACCGAGAGGUAUUGGUGGCAGCGGGGCUACCAAACCCGGAAAGCCAAAGAUGGCCAUAUUUAGUGAUUCUAGCGACACAGCCUCCCAACCUCCAGUCAGUGGGCAGUCUGCGGGUUGGGAUAGCAUCCAAUCAAUCCGCGAAAGGCGAAAGGAAAACACAGUCGAGGCGAAGCCAUGGGUUGGCGAAACAUUGAAGUCGGAGAAGCAACGCGCACCGGUUCAGAAAAUGGCUAUUUUCAGGGACAAGUCAAACCCAAAUACACAAAAUGAAUCAAAUAUCCCCAGCGUGCCAAAGGAAACUCCCGAACAUCAUAUAAGAGAGGCAGUUAACCCUCGCACCGGUAGGAGAGAGCGUGUUUUUGUGAAUUUACAGGCUGUUUAUCCCGACUACGAGAACCCCAGCUUCGAAAUUUGCUUGGAGGAGCUUCGCGCUGCUCACCGUGGAUGGCUAAAGAAAGAUUGGCGCAAACCUAACAAAGCAUUGCAGGAAAUUCCAACUAAUGCUGCUGGACGCGUUUCAGAACGCCCAGACGAGAUCAGCGAUAAUAUUGAAAAUGCGCUCGUUGAUAGCUUAAAUCAAAAGCUUGCAAUUGAUAGGAAAUCAGGGGAACCUCGUGAAGGGAAAUUAUCAAAGGUCAAGAAAAUCAAAAUGCGAGAAGUAAACGAGACACAAACAGUCAAAACAAAUCUGGAUUCGCCCACAGGACCCAAGAUCAAACGCAGAAAUGUCUCAGAGCCUACAAUGACAUUCCACACGCGAGCUGCAACAGAUGAAAUUUAUAGUAUUUUCAACCAACCGCUACAAUCUGAGACGGCUGAUGGAAACCACGGAGAUAGUCUCUUUGACAGUGAGUAUGAAGAUGAUGAUUAUACGAGCGUCGCAGAUAGUACUGGUACUGGAAGAAUGUCGGCUGGUACUAGUGAGUUUGGUGACGAUGAUACCAGCACAUUACGGAGAGGCAACGACGAAGAGGAAGAUAUGACAAAUGACGGCGAAUGGACCGAAUUCACAGUGAGCAAGCAUAUUCCCACUGCGUCUAUCGAUGGGCAAAACGUAGACGAAAAUGUGCCAGAGUCUGCGAAAGAGAGAUACAUACCAGAGAUGCCUGAAAACUAUAACCCCCCAGUUGGAAUGUAUCGCGAUGCUGCGAUCAUGGCUCAAAACCGGCUGCCUUUCAUGACACCUAUUAUUGAGCAGACAGAAUCUUCGCUCGCCUCGUAUACUGCUGCAAAAAGUCGCCUUUAUGAUACGAAGACGCCAUGUAAGACUGUUCUAGAAGUCGAUUACACACCAAAGGAUUCGCCAGUCGGGGAUUUGCUUCUCCUGACCCCAGAUCCAGAAGCAGUCAACACCAAUCUUCAAGAAAUCCAGUCACCCAGUCCGGCGGUCAAGACAGAAUUGCGACGGACUCCUGUCAAGAAAGUCUCAUCUCAAUCUACGACUAAUUUUGAGUGCAUAAUAAGAGACGAGCAAUGCGAUCCUACAGAUAAAGGUAUCCGUAGUAAGAUCCUUAAUUCGAUAGAACCACCACUUGCCUCAUUUGGUGGGUUCUAUAACCACUCGUCUGUAUUCGGGUCCAAUGCUGGAGAUAUUCUAAAAUACUCGAAAUCACUGAAGAAACCAGUGAAGGGCGCUGACAAGUUACCUACCCCGGUUCUUGGGUUCCCGAAUGCUAAGAGAACGUACGCUAUCAGGAGAGAACUUGGGGCGGGAGCUUAUGCGCCAGUCUAUCUUGCUGAGAGUGUUGAAGACAUUGACUCGUACCUUUCUGACAGCGAGGACGAAAGUGGCAGGAAGCCAUCGCCAGUUGAAAUAGCACGCAGGCAGAAUUUUGAAGCUAUUAAGAUGGAAACCGACCCCCCCAAUGCAUGGGAAUUCUACAUGAUCAGAAUCGCGCAUGACCGCAUGGCGACCUCGCCAUCUCUAUCCCGUGCGACGGAAAGCAUUGUUAAGGCUCAUGAACUCCAUCUUUUCAAGGACGAAUCUUUUCUUGUCGAGGAUUAUAGAGGGCAAGGCACUCUUCUGGAUCUCGUCAACAUUAUCAGAACAGAAGCAAUCACAAACACAGGAAACUCGGACGCUGGAAUGGAUGAAGCGCUCGCAAUGUUCUUCUCUGUCGAGUUAUUUCGUACCAUCGAAGCUCUCCACGCAUGCGGAAUCCUACACGGAGACGUCAAACCCGACAACUGUCUGGUUCGGUUAGACGAAAUAAAAAAUAGAUCUUCCUCCCUCCCCUCACCACCUGGCGAGCCCCUUUUCGACCUUGCAGAAGAAGAUGCUAUGGCCGACCCCAACGAAAUCCACUAUUCAUCCCGCGGCCUCUGCGGCUGGCGUCAAAGAGGACUUAUGCUCAUUGAUUUCGGCCGGGGCAUUGACAUGAAAGCCUUCCGACCUGACGUCCAAUUCAUCGCAGACUGGGAAAUGAGCCAACACGACUGCAUUGAAGUGCGCGAAAUGCGGCCGUGGACAUAUCAAAUCGACCUGUACGGCGUCGCAGUAACCAUUCACGCCAUGCUGUUUGGCAAAUACCUCGAAUGCGUUCCCGCCGAUUCGCGUAAUUCCGGCGGCCGAGAUUCCUUCAACAAUAACAACAACGAAACCCACGGACAACAAUCGAUAACGGAUAUCAAACGCUACCGAAUCCGCGAAUCCUUCAAAAGAUAUUGGGACCGUGCCAUCUGGAGCGAUGUAUUCGAUCUCUUGCUCAACCCAUGCACCGACCGAUGGACACAAAUGGAGCAGCAAAAUGCAUCAACCACCACCACCAAUUCCCCUUCUUCUCACCUCCCCGUUUUAAACUCCAUGAAACACAUCCGUGAAAGAAUGGAGGCGUGGCUAGCCAUCAACGCGGAGAAGAAGGGCCUCUCCCUGCAAAUUCGGAAACUAGAAGCCCAUCUUUCACGCCGGAAGGAGAGGCUUGAGAAGGAAAUAUAA
Messenger RNA from Talaromyces proteolyticus, 3681 nucleotides. Its product is annotated as putative checkpoint protein kinase. The transcript is spliced from 3 exons. The record is from RefSeq and is a predicted model, not a curated record. Gene Ontology annotation, biological process: meiotic sister chromatid cohesion, centromeric; mitotic spindle assembly checkpoint signaling; protein phosphorylation. Gene Ontology annotation, molecular function: protein kinase activity; ATP binding. The coding region runs from base 1 to 3681 and encodes 1226 amino acids. NCBI's taxonomy places the organism in Eukaryota, Fungi, Ascomycota, Eurotiomycetes, Eurotiales, Trichocomaceae.